Wasmannia auropunctata (little fire ant) is the source of this 1801-nucleotide messenger RNA. RefSeq lists its product as uncharacterized. The record is from RefSeq and is a predicted model, not a curated record. Bases 393 to 1658 code for a protein of 421 amino acids. The transcript has 9 exons. Gene Ontology annotation, cellular component: extracellular region. Gene Ontology annotation, biological process: regulation of Toll signaling pathway; central nervous system formation; innate immune response. Gene Ontology annotation, molecular function: Toll binding; growth factor activity. Lineage: Eukaryota; Metazoa; Arthropoda; Insecta; Hymenoptera; Formicidae.
AUAUUGUACACUUUUGUUUUAUUUUUUGCAACGGGUUAUAUCCGUUUGUAGCUGUAUCGCGAUUUCGGCCGUACUCUGUAUUAUAUUUGUGGUCUUUAACGGGCUGAAUACUAAAGACUAAUACCUCCGUACGUUCCUCUACCGCACGACGGUCAAGUACACGGCCGAGGUGAAGGUAAGUGGCCCCUUGAGCGGCGCAAUGCGGAUGACGAGAAAUUCAGUUUUGCUAUGACCGUUGACUGGUAGACAGGCCCGAUCGGCUCGCGAGAUAGUCUCGAGAAGCUCAUCUUGACAGUCGCGGUCUACUAGACUAAAUCACAAAAACGGAAAUUUCUUUCUUCCACAACAUUUACAGUGAAUUCACACGCCAUGGAAUUUCGCACGUUUGUCGGAUGUAUCGGGAGAGUUGGGGAAGAAGAAAAAUGCAUGUAAGCAUACUUAUGAUUCUCUUGUGUGCAUCAUCGUAUGCCGACGACAAAUCCAAAAAUACCAAACCGGUUGUCAACGACAACGAGUCCACGCGAGCGGAAGAACCUCCGGAGGGAUAUUAUGCGUUCGUCGAAUCACCAAACGCGGAACCACCCAGAGUUCGGCCACCGCCCUAUAUUGACAGCGAUAAGGAAUGUUAUGGUAACGAUAAGCAUGGAAAAGGAUUCGUUUCGAUACAUAAUAUCUGCGGAGACUUGAACAAAGGUUACAUUCCACGAAAUCCAAUGAACCAAUAUGUAAAUGGCUCGUCGUAUCCUUUCGCACUGAUAAAGAAUCAUACUCUCAAGUUCCUCAGUAAAGCAUUACCGAUCCUCAAGGCUGACGAUUCACUGCCAAAGGUCGCCAAAGUGCAUCCAUUGUCGCAAAAUUCAGUUGAUACGGCCGAUGAAGAAGAAAAACAUAGUAGAAGCAAAAGAUCCAGUCUAUUGGAUUCGACUUUAAUUACAGACUCCAAUCGACAUGGUCGCAAAUUUUGCGAAAACGGUAGCGGAGUAGUGUGCAUGUUAUAUAAAGCUAUUCAAGGCGAACCGAUCGCGCCGUCGGCAUCGGUCAUCGAACGUCGGGAUGAACCUUCGACGUCCGAUUAUCGACGAGGAGAGCGCGUACCUGCAUCGCAGGAAAAAACGGAAUAUACGGGCCCGCCGACACCAUGCCCAGCUAAGGUUGAAUACGCGACUCCGGUCUUCGCUAAAAAUUAUCAAGGUGUCUGGAGAUACGUGGUGCAGAUACCUUACGAAGGUUACUUUACGCAGACGAUCGAACUCACCAGAUGCAUGCAAUCGAGAUGCCAUUACUUGGACGGUGGAUGCUUAUCAUCGCCAAGAUGGACGAGUCUAUUGGUCGCUGAAAUAUUUUACCCGGACACGUUCUUAGAGGAAAAUCAAAGUUCCGGUAUCGGAUCUGGUACUCGAGAUCCUGUCGCUGUAUCGCCACCACCAGUUCACGAUUUUCAAAAUUAUCAGCAAUAUUUGCAGAAACGUGCGAGCACGGGGGAAGCGCGUAACAAUGGUGGUGCUCAGCAACAUCACUGUGAUGGUGUCGACGAAAUGGGUUGCUUCCAAGUACGACUCUACUACGAUUGGUUCUUGGUACCGGGAAGCUGUAAAUGCUGGCGACCGGAUUACUUCAAUCGAUAUGUUCGUCGCAGCGGUUCCAAUAUCGAAUUAUGAACUUCACGUAAGAAUGUGUAUUUUGUAUCCCGAGAAGAUAUCAAUGUCGCUUUACUUCAGCGUCAUUACUCAUCAAUCGUCGUUACAUGAACGUACAAAGUUGGAGAUGACUUACCCAGGUCAUUCCAAAUAUCGCGGAUAGU